Molecule: messenger RNA, 1704 nt
Organism: Ornithorhynchus anatinus (platypus)
Lineage: Eukaryota; Metazoa; Chordata; Mammalia; Monotremata; Ornithorhynchidae
Gene: FUT7
Product: fucosyltransferase 7
Exons: 3
Coding region: 580-1704 (374 amino acids)
Cellular component (GO): membrane
Molecular function (GO): alpha-(1->3)-fucosyltransferase activity
Source: RefSeq, a predicted model, not a curated record
UCUCCCCAUCGAAUUCUUGCUCACACAACCUCUCCUGCCUGGAACUCCUCCCCACCCCAGCUUCAUACCUCCCCAUCUUCUAGGCCCUUCUGAAAUUGCAUCUCCUCUGGGAAGCCCUCCCUGAAGAGACCCCCACCUUCCCCUGCCCCAUUUCUCUCCCAAUUGAGUCGGUACCCCCUUAAGCAGCUCCACUGCACUUUUGGACCCUUCUUAGCUCCCUGUCGACUCUAAGCUCCUUGCGGGCAGUGGUUCAGUGGGUAUGCGGGGAUAAUAGGGUCUCUAGCAGUUGGCAUAGCGGGCCCAGCAGGUGCGGUGGGCCCAGUGGCGUGGGGGCGGAGCCGAGGGGGCGGGCCUCCUUGCCGGAGGAAAAGCCCGUCAUCGAUAGGACGGGGAAGACGGGGAAGGAGGUGAUGAAGCAAAAGGAGAAGUGAAAAGCCGGACCGACUUCACUCAUGGCUCCAGCCGCAUCCAGGACAGCUCUUCCUCAGAGGCCCCCGGCCGCCGAGGGCAGAGACCGCCACAGGGAGGAGCAGCCACGGGCCGGUGCUCCUCCGGCCGUCGGCCCCGGGGCCCGGGGAGAUGCCCUCCGGCCGCCUGCUGGUCAAAGGGCUACUGGGAGGGGUGGUCCUGCUCACCCUGGCCUUCUGGAACCUGAAGUUCUGGCUCCCGCUGCCAGAGGGUGUCCCUCGGCCCCGCCAACCUCAGGCUGGCCUCACGGUGCUCAUCUGGCACUGGCCCUUCGGCCGGCCGGCGAACCUCAGCGGUGACGUCUGCGCCACCCUGUACGGCGUGGAGGGCUGCCUCCUCACCACCAACCGCAGCCUCCUCCGCCAGGCUGACGUGGUCGUCUUCCACCACCGGGAGCUGCAGUCCGGCCAGGCCCGGCUACCUCUGGGCGAACGCCCCCCGCACCAGCCCUGGCUCUGGAUCACCCUGGAGUCCCCCAGCCACACCUAUGGCCUGGCCCGCCUGGGCGGCAUCUUCAACUGGGUCAUGACCUACCGGCGCGACUCGGACGUCUUCAUGCCCUACGGGGAGCUCGUGCCCCGGGCCUCCCCGGCCCCGACGCUGCCGCCCAAGGACGGGCUGGUCUCCUGGGUGGUCAGCAACUAUCACGCGGGGCAGCGGCGGGCGGCCGUGUACGCCGAGUUGGCCAAGCACGUGCCAGUGGCCCUGUUCGGCCGGGCUAACGGCCGGCCCCUCUGCCCGGCCUGCCUGGUCUCCACCACCGGCCGCUAUCGCUUCUACCUGGCCUUCGAGAACUCCCAGCACCACGACUACAUCACCGAGAAACUCUGGCGCAACGCCCUGCUGGCGGGCGCGGUGCCCGUGGUCCUGGGGCCGCCCCGGGCCACCUACGAGGCCUUCCUGCCCCCGGACGCCUUCAUCCACGUGGACGACUUCGGCUCCGUCCGGGAGCUGGCCCGCUUCCUGUCGGGCAUGAACGCCAGCUGCUACCAGCUCUUCUUCCGCUGGCGAGAGCGGCUGGCCGUCAGGCUGCACGCCGACUGGAGGGAACGUUUCUGCACCAUCUGUUCUCGUUAUCCGCACUUGCCCCGGGGGCGGGUCUACCGGGACCUGGAGGCCUGGUUCCGGGGGGGUGACGGCCCGCAGGGAGAGGGGCCGGGAGGGGGUACUGCUUCCUCCUACCUGUUACUCAUUUUAGAGCCUGUCAAACCUGGCAUCAACCCAGCUAGGCUGUAA